This is a messenger RNA of Dermacentor albipictus, 4392 nucleotides long. Its product is annotated as very long chain fatty acid elongase AAEL008004-like. Gene Ontology annotation, cellular component: endoplasmic reticulum membrane. Lineage: Eukaryota; Metazoa; Arthropoda; Arachnida; Ixodida; Ixodidae. The record is from RefSeq and is a predicted model, not a curated record. Gene Ontology annotation, biological process: fatty acid elongation, saturated fatty acid; fatty acid elongation, polyunsaturated fatty acid; fatty acid elongation, monounsaturated fatty acid. Gene Ontology annotation, molecular function: fatty acid elongase activity.
AGUGAGGGCAGUGACGGGGAGGGGACGAAACCAGCCGGGCCAUCCGGAACGGUUCCGCCUUCCAAAAACUCGGUUGCUGCACUGGUACGCCGUUUGCCGCUCUUCCUCCUCAACCACGCACUGCAGCCGCUCGCUUUAGUGCUCUUCUAGGCGUGUGUGCACCACUGCUAUGCCAACUGCAGUGUUGCUCCUUGGCGUCCACGAGUGACAGUCGCCGCAGUGUAGGAUCCGCGCCGCUUUCUUUCGGCAACCCAGCCGCAGCAUCGACGCCAUCUGAAAGAGGGCUCCCAACGUCGUCGAAUUCACCUCUGGCCUCGAGACGAAAAAAAAUGUGUUAUUGCGAUCACACAAUGCCCGAGGCCAUGUAAGAGCGUUUCCUGCCCCCCGCUCUCACCUCGACGUAGCAUUCUGGAGCCGACGGAGACCGCAUCCGAAAGCUGGAGGAAGAAAAAAUCCCGCGAACGCCGGUGCGCUUGUCCUUGAACGAGUACGAUAGUUUCCUGGUCGUUAGCAUAGCGUUCCCUUCGGAGAGCCGUUCUCCGCCGAAAGGAUUGUCUGAUUGGUCGCGGUCCUCAUUACGUUUGGCAGAGGGAUUGAGUGUGUGUGUUUUUACGUGCGCUACGUGACUUUGAUCAUCAGAAGUGGACUUGGGUCCGGUGCGCGAGUAAGCAAGCGCUUAGUUCAUCCAAACCACUCGCCACUUGUCUCCACAUUUCUACCAAGAGCAGCGGAUCGCCAACUGAGAUGGACAACAUGACCACCGAGCCGCUGUACACCGACUUUCUCAGCGUCUACCUGCACCUACCUCAGGACCCGCGGACGAAAGACUGGAUAAUGGUGAAGUACCCUUCCAUCGUGCUUUGGAGCGUCGGCCUCUACCUCUACUUCGUCAAGGUGUGGGGUCCACGCUACAUGAAAGGUCGUGAGCCAUUCAACCUGCGCUACGUUAUUCUAGUGUACAACGCCUUCAUGGUCGCAUGCAGCGCGUGGUUCCUAGUCGCAAUCCUGCGACUAACGUACAUCGGCGGUGGCUACAGUCUUUUCUGCCAGGGCCUCGACUUUUCCACCGCCCCGAAGGCCGUCGAGUUGCUCGACGUCUACUGGUGGCUGCGCAUUCUACGGUUGCUCGACUUUCUGGACACGAUCUUCUUUGUGCUCCGCAAGAAGUUCAACCAGGUGUCGACGCUUCACGUCGUCCACCACUCGCUGGUCGUGCUCGACUGCUGGUUUUGGACCCGAAUAGGCACCGAUGGCCACAUCUCUUUCAUCAUAGCGCUCAACACGUUCGUGCACGUGGUAAUGUACACCUACUAUUUUCUCUCGUCCAUCGGACCCAAGGCGCAGAAGUACCUCUGGUGGAAGCGUUACCUGACCCUCCUUCAGAUCACGCAGUUCAUUGUAGCCAUGGUGCACGGCUCCAUACCACUUUUCUACGACUGCGGAUACCCCAAGCUGUACGUGUACCUCGCCAUGCCUCAGGGAGCACUGUUUCUCUACCUGUUCUUCCAGUUUUACUUCAAGGUCUACAUCCGCAGCUCUAGGAAGGGCUUCCAAACGGUCUGCAACGCGCAGGGAAGUUUAGGCUUGUCCGAGUCUAAGACGACAAAAGUCCAGUAGAAGUUUUUUAAAGAAAUUCGCCACCAGGGAAUUCAUUAUCAUUGCUUUUCUUUUCUUCAAUACCUUAAUUUGAGUGGAGUGUAUGAUGUAAGCACUGCGUAGGAAAGAAAUACCUUGUUGACCUUGUGUGCGCUAGUUCUGAUGACAGUUGGAAAAGGACGACGAACUUUAACUAGCCCUCUUGUAGAGCUGGUCACAACGCUGUUUGUCUUAGAUGAUAAUGUCUGUUGUAGGAUGGAAGUGGGAACACACGUUGUUGGCAUUGUUUGUGUAAAGUGAUGCUGGUGACUACUUCUGAGAUUGCCUUACUGAACUUUUCACCUCAUUAUUUUCCCUGGCCAUUUCUCUGCCGUCACAUUUCGCGUUUGGCCUGUGCUUUGUCGUGUCGACGUACUACAACAUGGUGAUAUGAUGUCACUAGUGUUGUGCAUGUGAAAUGAAAAAAAAGAAAAAAAAAGAAGAAACCAAUAAAUGCCCCCAUCGCUCGACACGUUUGUUGAGUCUUACGAAAUAGUGGACCAAAACGAGAACCAGUGCAUUCUUCCGCUCCGAAAUCGUUUCCAUCACCGACCGCCUCCUGACCGUGUGACCUAGUUUUGGUUUUCCUUCUUUGGUGGCCCGGCUCAGUGGCGCGUUGCGUGCACCCUCAUGAGUUUCACGGUCACGAAGUCGGAUGUGAGUACGCUUUGCGGGGAAACAUAUCGCUUCCUGCAAGGCGGAUUGCCACUAGUGCGUCUUCGUAAACCGUCUUUUUUUUGUGUAUGUGUGUGUGUGUGUGUAUGAUCCCGGCUUCAAUUUGACGCUGACGUAGUAGCUUCAAGCGUGCAAUGGUUGUACCACUGCUCAGGUGCAUUAUUCAGCCGUAAACUUACUCGUAGCAAACUAAAGAAGGUGAGCAUUUUAACGUCCAAAUGACAACCAUUGUGAUCUGGUAAUGGGGACGGCCAUUCUUGGUUUUGAGUCUUUUAUUCAUAAGCUCUAAAGCCACCAUCACUUGGUAAACUUUUCAAGUUACUGCGAGAUGAAGUGACACCUUAUAUGAUUGUAACAGGAGGACUGGCCCUGCGGGCAAUCAUAUAUAGCUGCAUCAGCGUUUACUCUGAUCGAUGAUAUACCUUUAACCUGAUGAAAAGUAACCACGAUAUCAAAAUUAGUGCGGAUGUCGUCGUUAUUUGUGAUAAGAACACAGCUGGUUAUUGAGGGUGCGAAAAUGUGCAUAUCUAAAAAUACCGCACCGAUACGGUUGUUUGGAUAAAACUCCAACCACGCUUUGAUAGCUGCAUGACGAAAGUAACACGUCUGCCUUUGCCAGACGGAAGUACCGUGUGGCACGGCGAGGUCCUUUUUCGUUCCGUAAUACGGCAUGGUUAAAGCAUUGUGUUAUCGGAGAGAAAAAGCAAUGAUAAUAUGGCAUCCGUUUAUAUUAGUCAUAUUCACAGCGGACGGACAUCCGUUUCCAUCCAUCAUUAUAUUUUGGUAAGAAAAUGGGAACACAGUCAAACAAUAGUUUUACGUAGUAGUUCUGCGGAAACCCGCAAGGUGGAGAGAAGUAAUGAAUAAAGGGAAAAUCAGACAUCCACCCCGGUUCGUAGCAAUUGCUACAAAGGAAACCCAAACGGGUUCCUCGAAAGAAAAGCCUCAAGUUGAAGAAAAAUUGGUCCUGGUCCGGGACUCGAACCCGGGACCACCGCCUUCCCGGGGCAGCCGCUCUACCAUCUGAGCUAACCAGGCGGCUAGCAGAUGGCAGGGCGAAGUCGAAUUUGUCAACAACACGAAGCAAAGGCAAUAGUUUGACGUAUAAGUUUCCUUUGUAGCAAUUGCUACGAACGGGUGGAUGUCUGAAUUUCCCCUUUAUUCACAGUCAAACAACUACGCCUAAAAAUUAUUGUUCAUACGGGGCCACUUCUGCGUAAAAAAAAAAUUCUGAUUCCAAAUAAUCUUCAAGGAGGUUAACACACGACUGAACGUGAGCGUUCGUAAGACGAGAGACACCUUAAUGAGCCAUGCUGCUGGGCACGCAUGCACCACGAUUACCGAUCUCGGUACACAGUACAGCUACAGUACAGGUACUACACGGAACAAGUUAGGAGAAUCACUUUGCGUUGGAAAAAACGCCAGGAGAAGAUUGCAGUGCUUUGAAACUUCGCUGUGCACAGGCGAUUCCUGCAUGCCAGAUAAAUUUGAUCUGCCUUUAUUUUUUGCUCUUGUUGAUAACCUCCUUAUAUUACAGUUUUGUUAGUUUUUGUACGUUAGAAAUUGCUGUUCUCUUUGCACGUAUUGCUAGAGUGAUUUCUUCUGUGUAUAUUCCCCUUUGAUGAUGUUGUAAUGUUUUUCAUGCGAUAUCGUGAAAGUGUGCAGAGCCUUUUCUUCUCUUUCUCUUUUUGUUAUCAUAUUUAGUGUAUAUGUAUUUAGGUAAGUUAGUGUAUGUGUACGCUGUAAUGCUGUUUUCUUCGGUCCCUAUCUCAGACUAUGCGGGAAAUGCCAUAUUUUUAAUUUCUUCAUGUCGUUUUUAGGCCGCACAACUUGAUGGCUGCAAGGUACCCACUUCACCUCACAUCAUGCUUUCAUGCACAUAACAAUUCAACUUUGUGAAGAAGCCAGUGAUGACAUACUUGUAGACAACAUUUCCAAUGUUACAAUAAACAAAUCAUCAGCCAUGUUACAAACAAGCUGAACGCAUUGUCCAAUUAUCUGCUCUGUCAGACCGAGUAAGUGGUCGCUCAACAUGAAGCGCCGUGGAAGUCUUUCAGAAGUACCAAGAAGAGGCAGCCUGGA